AUGCCAUUUUCGACGCCAUACGAUCUCUACGUUCAACAACCCAAAUUGAUUUCUGCUGAGAUGGAUCCGAGUGUGCUUUGGUGUCUCGGGCCAGACUUUGACAAACACACCGUUUUAAGUUUACUUGGCGAGAAUAACCCGAUGGAUACGGGUCUCAUGCAACCCACCACACCUACAUGGUGGAUGUCUAGUCCAUCUCAAUGGAACACAUCAUCAAUGCCGGAUCCAUCUGUCUAUACACCUCGUUCAGUAAUGAGUGAACUCGGCUCUCAAUCGCCUACGAGUGGUGCAGCAAAACGACCGUUCUCUGAUGUCACCAACCGAACAAAUAGUCGACAAUUUACCAAUACUCAACCAAUCAAUAAAUUGGAAUUUUCUACACCUGUUCGAUCCAUAACACCGGAUUUGUACAGUCGAGUGCCUUCAUCAAUUAAACGAUCACGUAUUACACCUGCAUUAGCAUCUACUUAUGAAACACCACCACCUCCAGCACCGUUUCCAUCGACGACAUCAACGACUGAUUCAGCUGAACGAGCUCUGGAAAUUGCUCUACUACUCAAGGAGCAUCCCGAUUGUACUUGCGUACUCGUGACAUUGAUUCAAGAAUAUCAAAGCCGAUUUCAAAAGCCACUUCACGUCAGUGAAUUGUACACAAUGAAACACGUCAUUGAUAUUCAAGACUACGGUGGCAAUCGAGUAGCUCGUCUCCUACCUGCAUUUCGUGUACGUUUCGAUGAAAACAACAUGCAGAGUCAUUUGGAACAACCAUAUUGUAUAAUGCAUUGUCCAAAAAAUUUCAUUGUCAAUCCCGAUCUUGAUUUACCGUUCGUUCAAAUCUCAUUUGCAACAUUUGCCGAAAAUGUUCGUCAAUUAUUAACCCAACAUAGCGGUUCAAUGCCUUUAGCGAGUUUUCCUCAAUGUUAUAUCAAUAGUUUCGAACCAUUGAUCGAUCACAAUGAUGGUGUGCCACUUGAACAUUAUAUAUCAUGUAUCAAAGACGUUCAAAUUGUUACAGGACAAGGAGUUAUCAAAAAAGUGCAAUUUUCUAACACACCAGGCGUAUCAUUCAUGCCAACGCCAUUUGAUACAUCGAACAUGCAUGUCGAAAUGUGUGCAGAAGUGCAACAACGUUUGCAACAAUUUUCACGUGAAGUUCUUGAUCUACUAAAAAAUCAAGGAUCUCAUUGUCGUUUACCUGUUUCGAAAUUUGUUUCUGCUUAUCAUCAAUACUUCAGUCGACAAUGUCGCGUAGCUGAUUAUGGUUUUUCGAAAAUUAUCGAUCUUUUACUUGCAAUUCCCAAAUCAAUUCAAAUUCUUGGCGAUGGGAAUAAGCGCAUCAUGACGAUCACACAUCGUUGUCAAAUGAAACGAUUUACUAAUGAUAUUAUUCGUAUUUUGAAAAAUAAACCACAACGAUCAAUGUCUAUCAGUGAAAUUCCGAUUGAAUACGAAAUGGCGUACAAAAAAUCGUUCUUUGUUGCUGAUUUCGGUAUGUGCUACUUGGAAGAUCUUGUUAAUGAAGUUAAAGAUAAUAAAGAAUUGGUCGUCGAAGCUGAUAAAAAUAUUAUUAAACUUUAUCGUAAAGAACGAACUGAUUUAGAAAUUUAUGCAACACGUAACUUUGAGAAAGAUGUGAUCGAUAUGCUUCGCAUUUUACCUGAUUUCAGUAUUCCAUUUCAAAAAUUUAUUCCAUCUUAUCAUCAUCACUUCGGUUAUCAAUGUAAAGUACAAACAUAUGGCUUCAGUCGAUUAAUUGACUUACUUGAAGAACUUUCACAUGUUGUCAAGAUUAAUGAAGAUAAAAAUGGCGAAAAAAUUGUUCAAUUAACACCAACAAUGAUGGCACAUGCAAUUCUAUUAAACAUCGAACAACUUGUUCGUAAACCACACGGUCCUAUUAAGCUGAAAGAUCUCCAAGCACAAUAUUUACAAGUUUAUCGAAAUGAACUCAGUCCUGAAGAUUUCGGCGUAGCCAGUAUUGAAGCACUGCUUCUGACAAUGACAGAUAAACUUGAUUUUCAUUACACUGAAUCCGAUAUCACAGUUGCAAUGAAAGAACCCAAUCCCGCAACGGUUCAAUUAGCCAAAAAUGUGGUACUCACCUUAAUGUUAUCUCAAUGUCAAUUGUCUUUCUGGCAAUUGAAACAAGAUAUGCUUGUUCGAUUUAAACAAGAUGUGACAUUGAAUAUGUGUCGCAACGAACUACGAGAUUAUGUUGAGGUGAUCGAUCAAACAGUCCGUUUGACUCCGCCGAUGUUUUUCGCUUACAAUGUUGUUCUCCUUCUCAGUCCAUGUGAAGGUCGCAUGGCUUAUGAUGAUUUCAUUGUUGAAUACCAACGUCGAACUGGCUCAACGCACCUUCUCUAUCCAACGGACUACGGUUUUCCGACGAUGCCACGUCUCUUCGAUGCAAUUCAACUUGUUGCACAAGUUCGUGGCCGACGUAAUUUCAAAAUGAUUAUGCUCAAUCCCGAGUUUCGACUCGGUGGAUAUUCUCAACCAACACCUUUCACACCAUCGAUGACACCUUUCUAA
Adineta ricciae is the source of this 2535-nucleotide messenger RNA. The record is from the annotation of a GenBank genome assembly. NCBI's taxonomy places the organism in Eukaryota, Metazoa, Rotifera, Eurotatoria, Adinetida, Adinetidae.